AACCAGUUGAUCAGGAUGAGUAUCUUGGCCCCACCAACGCUCCUGGAGCUGGCAGGGAAGAACCUGCUGAAGAAUGAGUCCUUGGCCAUCGCCGCUCUGGAGGAGCUGCCCAAGGAGCUCUUCCCACCACUCUUCUUGGCAGCCUUUAAUGAGAAGUCUAGAAAUACUUUGAAGGCGAUGGUGCAUGCCUGGCCCUUUGCCUGCCUCCCCCUGGGGGCUUUGAUGAAGGGACAAGAAAUACAGAAGGAGACCUUUCAAGCUGUGCUUGAUGGGAUCGAUGCCCUGCUCGUCCAGGAGAUUUGCUCCAGGAAAUGCAAACUGCAAGUUCUGGAUUUGCGCAGAAAUGCUCAUCAGGACUUCUGGAGCGUAUGGUCCAAAGCUGAGUAUGAUGCAGGCCAGCCUCCAAAGAAGAAGCAGAAAGUGGGUGAUGACACCUGGUUAGGCAUGAAGCAGACCGUGGCUCCCAUGGAGGUACUUGUAGACCUGUGCCUCAAAGAAGACACCUUUGAUGAAGUGCUGGACUGCCUCCUUGAGAAAGUCAAGAAGAAGAAAGGGUUGCUGCGCCUGUUGUGUAGAAAGCUGAAGAUUUUUGCGAUGCCUUUGCAUGAUAUUAAGGUGAUUCUGAAGAUGGUGCAACUAGAAUCUAUCCAGGAUGUAGAGGUGAAUUGCACCUGGAAGUUGUCCACACUGGGGAAGUUUGCUCCUCUCGUGGGGCACAUGUUUAAUCUGCGACGCCUCCUCAUCUCUCACAUCCACUUACUUCCCUGUGCAUCUCCUGAGCAGGAAGAGGAGUGGGUUGGCCGGUUCGCCUCUCAGUUCCUCACUCUGCACCAUCUUCAGGAGCUCUACCUUGACUCUAUCUCUUUCUUGAAAGGCCGCCUGAAUCAGCUGCUGAGGUGCCUAUCAAGCCCACUGGAGACCUUGUCCAUCACCAACUGCCUGCUUACGGAAUUAGACCUGGAGCAUAUGUCCCUGUGCACCAACCUCCGUAAGCUCAAAGAUCUGGGUCUCAGCAGCAUCACCUUGACCAAAGAGUGCGUGAAGUCCCUGGGAGUCCUACUCGAGCACACCUGUGUCAGCCUCCAGGAUUUGGAUUUAGAUGAUUGUGGAAUCACCGAUCCCGAGUUCAAUAUCAUUCUGCCUGCUCUGAGCCGCUGCACCCAGCUCACAACCUUUAGUUUCUGUGGUAACCGCAUCUCCAUGGUCGUGCUGGAGAAGCUCCUGGAGCACACCAUUGGGCUGAGUCAUCUCAGCCAUGUGCUGUAUCCUGCUCCGCUGGAGAGCUACGAGGAUGAGCAAGGCACCCUCAACCUGGGCAAGCUUGUCCACCUGCAUGCCAAGCUGAAGCAGCUGCUUCAAAAGUUUGGGCGGCCCGGCAUGCUCUGGUUCAGUGCCAACCCCUGUCCUCAUUGUGGGGACAGGACCUUCUAUGAUCCAGAGCCCAUCCUGUGCCCCUGUUACAGGUCAACCUAA
Ochotona curzoniae (black-lipped pika) is the source of this 1473-nucleotide messenger RNA. Its product is annotated as melanoma antigen preferentially expressed in tumors-like. NCBI's taxonomy places the organism in Eukaryota, Metazoa, Chordata, Mammalia, Lagomorpha, Ochotonidae. Gene Ontology annotation, biological process: negative regulation of DNA-templated transcription; negative regulation of cell differentiation; positive regulation of cell population proliferation. The record is from RefSeq and is a predicted model, not a curated record. Gene Ontology annotation, cellular component: cytoplasm. Bases 16 to 1473 code for a protein of 485 amino acids. The transcript has 3 exons.